GAAAAUGCCGAGAUCUACCUGUCUCUAGAAUGAUUACUUAAUUAUUUACUGAAGCUUUUGGGGGCGGAGAACAUAAGAAAGAUUUUGGACUCUCUAGACUUUCAAUUUGCCUACUAUAGAAUGCUAUUUUAUAAUACUGUCCAUACAAAUAGCAUCAUAGGUAGUAUAGUAGAAUAUUCUACUCCUAUUGAUACAUCUAAAGAAGAGAAAAUUGUAUCAAAACCCCUGCUAGGAAUCUGACUUGAAUGAGUGGAUAUAAAAUCUCCAAAAUCUCAGCUGACGAUUAGAUGGCUACAUAGCUUAUAAUAUUUUAUGUCUGGAUCAUGCCGCCCCGCGGCCUAUUCCGCAGUCUUGGACGCAGAGCCUUGAAAAAUAAAAUGCUUGGGCCGAGGACCUUACAGAUAGAAUAGAUGUCGAUUUUUUUUCCUACGAAUGAACCAGCGAGAAUGCAAGAAUACUCAGUAUGCCAAACUUCAAUCCAAACAGCAGAGCGGCAUCUUUGGAACCUGAACAAUACCUGAUUUGAGACAACACUUUCCAAGAGUCAUUGAUUCACGUUCAAGAUCGUCUCCAAGAUCGUAACCCAGAUCGUAUCCGAGGUCAUCCUCAAGAUCUUGGAUACGAGCUGAUUGGUUCAAUUCAGGUUAAUUCACACCGUCGUAAUGGGUACAAUCCUUUCCGGAAUCCGUUGACUGGCGCAGAUAAAGUUCGAUAUCGUCUACAAGAGUUGAUGGAUGCAUUCGCACCGCGAGAUGUUGGAACUUAUGUAUACAAAGAUAUCAAUUACAAUGAGAAUAUUCGAGUAUUGCAAAUUUUGCCUGGUAAAAGAAGUUCCCCAAUUUGUUGCGUUUUGCUACCUGGCGCGCUGCCAGAUUCGAACCACAAUACCGAUUCAAAAUUGAAGGAGCUCGAGUACACGGCCUUAUCCUAUUAUUGGGAUGAUGAUGACCCAGUGCACGAAAUUAAUAUAUACGAAGAAAGUCCAGAAGCGAGUUUAUGGCCUUUUAAAACGAGGUUUAUUUAGAAAAUUCUCAAAGAGGCACUUGUGCAGCUACGAUCGGAGCACGAGGAGGUGUAUUUAUGGUGUGAUGCUUUAUGUAUCAGUCAAGCAAAUAAAAAGGAGAAAGUUGCACAAGUUGCACGAAUGCAUGAAGUAUACACUCAUGCGGAAAAAGUUUGUGUUUGGUUGGGAACAAAUGGUGAUCAACAGGGGGAAAUAGAUGGUCCAAGACGCACAUUUGAUUUCUUGGGGAGGAUUCUAGAUCUGGAGGUACCCGGAUCGGAUUGUCGAUAGGUAAGAAGAUAGGGAAGAUUGGGUGCUCAUUAUUAAUUUAAUGAAGAAGAUUGGUUCAGGAGGCGAUGGGUCAUACAGGAACUUGCACUCGCGAAGAACGCUUGAAUUCGAUAUGCGGAUCAGGAGAUGAAGUGGAUGGAAUUUGCUGAUGCGAUUGCCUUAUUCAUCACCAAGUUUCCGAAAAUGAAACGAGCUCUCAAUAACUCGAAUAAUAACGACUUUGAGAGUUUGAGGAGACCGGGUGAGUACCUUGGUACUCUGGACGCUCGCGCAUUGGGUGCUAAUAUAUUGGUCACUGCUACCUCUCGCUUAUUUCGCAGAUCUGACGAUGGACGAAUCGAGCAACGGUUAUUGAGUUUGGAAAUCCUUGUAUCUUCACUACCUUUGGCAUUUGAAGCUACCGAUCCCAAGGAUACGAUAUUUGCAGUCCUAUCUAUCGCUAAAGAUACUUGGAAUAUGGAUUCUGAGCUCGAUGCAGGGAAACGAUGGCUGGAUUCCGAAAGACGACCCGUUAUCUUUAAAGUUCUACUGUUUCUUUGCAGAUAUUUCGUAUGGCCAUUCAUUAAUCUACUUACCAAAUUAUUCUAUACACCAUCAUACACUUCAGUGACAGUUUUGUACCCACGUAUACAGCCCAAUUACCGAAAAUGUCUCUCAGAUGUGUGUGCGGAUUUCAUGGAGUAUUGCAUUGAAAAGUCCAACUCCCUCGAUAUUCUCCGCCGGCAUUGGGUUGCUAGACCUAAGCCCAAAACUGCACGCGAAAAAGUACGAAACAGAAAGCCUCCUUGCGAAGGCGAGAAAAUGCCUUCUUGGAUCUCUAGUAUCGAGCGCUACGCGUUUGGUUCACCGAGAGAAGCGAAAAAGGGAAGGAUUAAUGGAGAUAGUUUUGUAGAUGGAUCGGGUCGCUCUCGAUAUAAUGCAUCAUUUGGACUAGCACCCCGCGUCCACUUUGAAAAGAGGAAUCGCUAUGAUUUUAAAAAUGACAUUUUAAAUCCCGCAAAGACAGGAGAGCCAGUUGUGAAACCUUUGCAUGCGAAAAAGCAGGAGAAUAAUCAACUACCCCCAAAUUCGACGGUACGAUGUAUGUGGAAGGAUUCCAGCUCGACGUUAUCAAAAUACGAUCGGAUGCCGUGAAUAGUGGUGUGAUUACAUUCGAAGCAUUGCAGAUGGGAGAAUAUAAAGAAGAUUCUUUUACUGGGAAAUAUGAACCGAUUGAUGCGUUAUGGAGGACUCUCGUAGCAGAUCGUGGGCCAGAUGGCGUUAAUGCACCUAUUUGGUAUCGCAGAGCUUGUGCAUAUUGUCUAGAUAUAUUUUUACCACUCGAUCCAUCGGGGGAUUGGAAUACAAAUGAUCUGAGAACGAUACAGUAUGCACCAGCAGCUAUGCUUAAAUUUCUGGACCGGGUUCAAGCUGUAGUUUGGAGAAGGAGGUUCUUUUUGACGAGUGGGGUAAAGGGAAAGCAGUUGUUCGGAUUAAUGCCGAAUGAGGCGAAGGAAGGGGAUGUGGUUUGUAUAUUAUUGGGGUGUACAGUGCCCGUUGUUGUGAGAAGAGAGAAUGACGGUGGGAAGGGGGAGGGGGGUUGGAUUUUUGUGGGCGAGUCUUAUGUUCAUGGGAUGAUGGAUGGGGAGGCUGUAACAGGAGAUUGGCCAAAGAAGUUGGAAGAGUUUAGAUUGAGGUGAUGAAGUGAGUGGAACUUUAUGAUAUGACAUGGAAUGGUGUGGGAUGGAAUGGAAUGGGGUAGUUGUUAAGUGUGU
Messenger RNA from Sclerotinia trifoliorum, 3048 nucleotides. The record is from the annotation of a GenBank genome assembly. Lineage: Eukaryota; Fungi; Ascomycota; Leotiomycetes; Helotiales; Sclerotiniaceae.